Molecule: messenger RNA, 1905 nt
Organism: Dacryopinax primogenitus
Lineage: Eukaryota; Fungi; Basidiomycota; Dacrymycetes; Dacrymycetales; Dacrymycetaceae
Product: acyltransferase ChoActase/COT/CPT
Exons: 5
Coding region: 1-1905 (634 amino acids)
Biological process (GO): carnitine metabolic process
Cellular component (GO): mitochondrion; peroxisome
Molecular function (GO): carnitine O-acetyltransferase activity
Source: RefSeq, a predicted model, not a curated record
AUGUCCGACCCUUCCCUGCCCCCAAUGCACAGGUAUCAACCCUUCAUCCCCUCCCUCCCCCUUCCCUCUCUAGCACACACCAUCCCCCUCUACCUGAGCAGCAUCAAGCCCCACUGCACACCUUCAGAGUACGCACUCGCCAAAUCAGAAGCAGACGACUUCCUCCUCUCCCCUCUCGCGGCACUCCUCCAGUCCAGACUCGAACAACGUAGACAGGACGAAGAGCAAAAGGCGGCCUCCUCGGAUGUGCAAGGGGCUAUACAGGGCAUAGGCGGGAACUGGCUCGCAGACUGGUGGAACGCGCUUGCUUAUAACCAGUUUCGCGACCCGGUCGUCCCCUGGGUGAGCUACUAUUACGUGCACAAGGAUGCAGAGACUAGGGAGAAGCCGGAGAGGAGAGCAGCGCAGUUAGUCAGAGGGGCGAUGUUAUUCCGCAAACUGGUCGAGUCAGGAACACUCGAACCGGAUAAGAUGCGUCAAACGCCCCUCGACAUGAGCAGCUUUCGCUACCUGUUCAACAGCGCGCGCUACCCGCACCCGGAGGAGGACUAUACGAAAAAGUUCGAUCCAGGGGAACAUGGACACGCGGUGUUCGUGAGGAAGAACAGGUUAUUUAAGCUCCAGGCCGAGGGGUUGAGGCUUGACCAGCUGGAGACUGCGAUAAGGAAGAUCUACGCUCUUGCUACCGAGUCCGCACCCGCACCCUCCGUAGGCUCGCUCACCUCCGCCCCACGCACAUUCUGGGCCUCGGCACGCGCGCUCCUCACACAGAACAAGGGGAACGACCGGGUCCUGGAAGAGAUCGACAGUGCUGUUGUGGUCGUGGCUCUGGAUGAGGAGAGACCGGUUACGAGGGAGGAGAUUGGCUGGGGGUGUUGGGCGGGGAAGAAGGGGGGAGGGGGGAGGGGGAGGUGGUUCGAUAAACAUCAAUUCAUCGUAUUCGACAACGCCCGCUCCGGUUUCCUAGGAGAACACAGCGCGAUGGACGGCACUCCCACACUGCGAAUGAACGAAUUCAUCCUCGCGGCACUCGAAGCCGGGAAACUCGAAUCCCCCAAAAAGGACCAGGACGAGGGGAAAUCGAACCCGCUCAAUCUUGACCCGGAGGAACUGGUGUUCGAAGUGAACGACCAGGUGAAGGAGAAGAUCGCGGAGAGUGAGACGAUGUUUGAUGAGGUUAUGGCCAAGCAUGAGAUGCGGGUGCUACACUACACCGCGUACGGCUCCGACCUUAUCAAAUCCUACAAAUGCUCCCCCGACGCCUGGGCCCAGCUAGUAAUGCAACUCGCGUGGCACCUCUCCUUUUCCCGCCCAGGCGUAUGCUACGAGUCCUGCCAGACGCGCAAGUUCAGGCGCGGGAGGACGGAGGUCAUCCGUUCUUCUUCGGAAGAAAGUAGGCUCUGGGCGGAGGGGAUGCUUGACCCGGACGUGUCGGACGGGGUGCGCAAGGAGAUGUUCUUGAAAGCUGUACAGAGGCAUUUGGAGUAUGCGGGCCAAGCUGCUAAUGGCCUGGGAGUGGAUAGGCAUCUCCUUGGGCUGAGGAUGGUCCUCCGCCCCUCUGAGUCCCAUCCAUUCCUAGACUCUCCACUGAUGCAGAAGACGAAAAACUGGGAGAUGUCGACUUCCCAGCUCUCCUCUGCAUAUGUCCAAGGCUGGGGGUACGCCGAAGUUGUGCCAGAGGGGUAUGGCUUAGCGUAUGCUAUACAUCCGGAUCAUUUGAGGUGGACUAUCACGUGCCUCAAAGGGGAGGGGGAGGGGGGGAGGGCGGAGAGGAUGGCCUGGUAUAUUGAGGAAGCGGCGGGUAGGGUUAGGCGGAUGAUGCGGUCUGCGAGAGAGGAGGAGAAGGGGUUGGAGAGGGAGGGGGAGGAGCCUGCGGGCCCGGCGGGGGGGAGGGCGAAGUUGUAG